Molecule: messenger RNA, 2693 nt
Organism: Schistocerca gregaria
Lineage: Eukaryota; Metazoa; Arthropoda; Insecta; Orthoptera; Acrididae
Product: heterogeneous nuclear ribonucleoprotein H-like
Exons: 9
Coding region: 82-1443 (453 amino acids)
Biological process (GO): regulation of RNA splicing
Cellular component (GO): ribonucleoprotein complex; nucleoplasm
Molecular function (GO): RNA binding
Source: RefSeq, a predicted model, not a curated record
GUUGACGCCAUUCUUGUGGAAAUCUUCGAUCUUCCCGGUCCUGUAGAGUCGCCAUCUUAAUCGAACGUAGGUAUUUUACUCAUGGAGGAAACUCGUAGUACUGAUGGGGAUAUGAAAUCUGAAGUAAAGCCGGAAAGAAAGAUGUCUGGCUCUGGUGAUCAUGACGACGAGGCUUAUGUUGUUAAACUGCGUGGCUUGCCUUGGUCGACUACGGUCGACGAAAUUUUACAAUUUUUCAAUGAUUGUCGUAUCAAAGACGGCAAGCUUGGAAUACACAUGACAAUGUCCAGGGAAGGGCGCCCGAGUGGUGAGGCAUAUGUGGAGAUGGAAAGUGAUGAGGACAUAGAGAAGGCUUGCAAAAAGGACAGAGAUCACAUUGGACACAGAUAUAUAGAAGUGUUUAAAGUUAAGCGGUCAGAGAUGGAGUGGGUUGUAAAACGCAGUGGACUAAAUUUGGAAAAUGCUAUGGAUGAUGGUUGUGUUAGACUUCGUGGCCUACCAUUUGGCUGCUCUAAGGAGGAAAUAGCUCAAUUUUUCUCAGGGUUGGAGAUAGUACCCAACGGGAUAUCCCUACCGACUGACUUCACGGGAAGGAGUACUGGGGAGGCUUACGUACAGUUUGUUAACAAAGAAGUGGCAGAGAAAGCUCUGCAGAAACACAAGGAUAAAAUAGGACACAGGUACAUAGAAAUAUUCCGCAGCAGCCUUUCUGAAGUGCGUGCCGCUAUUGGCCCAAAAAUGCGUCCUUUAGGACCAGGAGGUUUCAACCAGCGUCCAGCUCCUUACGAUCGUGGUGAUAGAUUUGGUGGCAUAAAUCGCUAUAAUAAUAUGGGUAGAGGAUCUCGGAGUUUCAAAGGUGGUUUUGGUGACUUCGAUGAUGGUCCAAGUCCAUGGGGCAUGAAUUCAUCAUGGGGUGGGAGUGGAGGACCUGGAAUGAGAGGUAACAUGGGUGGUCGUGGUAGCAGUAGCUUCAACAUGAGUAUGAAUUCAGGUGGAUUUGGCAACAUGGGUAUGGGACGUGGAGGACGUUCUGGUGGAGGUGGAAACUGGAAUGGUGGUGGAGGUGGUGGUGGCCACUGUAUACACAUGAGAGGUCUGCCAUUCCGUGCAACACAGGCUGAUAUUGCUGAUUUUUUCAGGCCAGUUGUACCAGUCAAUAUUAGGCUCCUAUACGACAACAGUGGCCGUGCGUCAGGAGAAGCAGAUGUUGAAUUUGCAACACAUGAUGAAGCAUUAAAAGCAAUGUCAAAGGACAAAGGACACAUGCAACAUCGUUACAUUGAACUGUUCCUGAAUUCUUCACCUGGUGGUUCUGGAGGUAUGGGAGGAGGCAACUUUGGAAUGGGAGGAGGUGGAUUUGGCGGCGGCGGAUUUGGCGGAGGUGGUGGUGGCGGAGGUGGUGGUGGAGGAUUUGGAGGAGGCAGAUCAAAGUUUCGUUUUUAAAUACUUUCCACUUCUAUUACAUUGGUUCUCAAUGGAGAAUUUCUCAGUUUCACAUGUUGUGAGAGACUUUAAGGUCAGACACUUCUUUCUGUUAUUGCUACUGUUUUGAGUCAAUGUUCUCUUCAGUGCACUUUGAAGUUUAGUCCACUUUAGUUGUGGUUGAAUUAGUUUGUGCUGUAUAAGUUUAGCUGUAAGCCAGUAAAAUUAGUGGUGCAACACUAGUGUUUGUUACUUUGGCACAAAGUUUGGUACUACACGCAACACAAAUUGUUAAAUUGUACAUUCCAUCUGUAAAACAGCCAUAAAUUGAAGUCUGUUAACUGUAAUGUCUUCAGUGUACUGAGACUGAAUGGUCAGUAGUAGAUACUGUGGAUGUGUAUUAGGGAAUCUGAAAAUUGAUGUUUGUGUAGUUAUUGUUAAUUACUUCACUCGUAACACACAGUGAGAAAGUAGAUAAGCAAGGAAUUGGAGGCUGGUAAUGAUUUACAUUGUAUGUGGCACGAUACCUACUAUUGUAGCCAUUGACAUUCAGUAGAUCAGACAGGUUGGGUGAGUAUUUCAAACUGGAUCAUAACUACUUCAGAAGUGGCGAAGGCUAUGGAAAAAAGAUUAAAUAGCAACUUCACAUGUACUGAAGAUACAAUAAAGACUGUUAAAGAUUUUUAUUUUGUUCAUUGACAUUUUUAUUGCUGUAAUAUUGAGUAGCAAACAUUAAAUGUAAUUGGCAUAUUUACACAAAAUUGUACUCAUUUCUGGCUUUGUUUCCAAUUCUUGGAAACUUUGACUUUAGGCAGGAAGUACCUGAUGAAUUAAGUUCAAAAUAAGUGAUCAGUGAAUUUUAUGCAUAAUGUCAAUGUAUGUUCAGUUUAGAGUGGAAUGCAUGAGACAGUAUACUGUGAACUAAAUUCUGGUACUCAUUAGCAAAAUUAUUGGUACACUUGUAGAAAAUAACAGUUUGUGAUAAAAUCAUAAUUAGCUAGCUUUAGUAAAAUUAGGAGCUUAAGUAUAAUUUAGGUUAUGUUUUAGUGAAAGUGAAGAAAGGCUUUUAAAACAAGCACUUUUAAUAAGACAUAUGCUUUACUUGUUUCAAAGCAUUGAGAAUUUGUAAUUAGUUUGUUACUUGAAGAAACCUCUCGGAUAAUUAUUCAGGCCAGGAGAAAAUUAUCGAAGUCUAAUGUUUAUUGAUUGAACGAAUGAACAAACUUGUACAACAGUUUCAUUUCAAUAAAAUAAAUUUUGUAUUUUUUUUA